This is a messenger RNA of Aspergillus ochraceoroseus IBT 24754, 1694 nucleotides long. RefSeq lists its product as uncharacterized. The transcript has 10 exons. Gene Ontology annotation, biological process: amino acid transmembrane transport. Lineage: Eukaryota; Fungi; Ascomycota; Eurotiomycetes; Eurotiales; Aspergillaceae. Gene Ontology annotation, cellular component: vacuolar membrane. Gene Ontology annotation, molecular function: amino acid transmembrane transporter activity. The record is from RefSeq and is a predicted model, not a curated record. Bases 209 to 1591 code for a protein of 460 amino acids.
CCCAGAAUGACAGUUUUUCAGCUUAAAUCCGGGGGAGCGGAUGAUUUUACUGCACUUGGUUCUACGACGAGCUUUAGUUCUGUUAGUCGGUAGUAUUCAUAUACGUAUUGACUAUUACCGUUUGCAACUUGAUCUCUUUUUGGCUUGGAUGAGCUCUGUGGACAUCCGAACAGACCUGGGAUCUCCGCAAGUUUUGAAGCUGUGAGUCAUGAGUCCAAGUGCUCAUCCAAGCCUUGACGCCGUCCCACGACAGGAUGCGUCUCCUGAAGUGCAACAUCAUUACAAGCAGGGAGAUGAAGAAACCAAUUAUGACAAGAAGCCUGUUUAUCAGGAUGCCUUUGGAGACGAACAGUAUGCGGAGAUCAGGUACAAGGUGUUGAGCUGGUGGCAAGCUGGGUUCCUCAUGGUCGCGGAAACCGUCUCGAUUGGUAUUCUUUCAUUGCCCGCCGUGGUGGCUUCAUUAGGUCUCGUGCCUGCUAUUAUCCUCCUUCUUGGCCUAGGUGUCAUUUCUACCUAUACAGGCUAUACUAUUGGCCAGUUCAGAUGGGCGUACCCCCACGUCCAGAGCAUGGCUGAUGCUGGUGAGGUAUUGCUGGGGAAAUUUGGUCGUGAGCUCUUCGGCAUGGGCCAAUGGCUCCUGAUUGUAUUCGUCAUGGCGAGUCAUCUGUUAACCUUCACUGUUGCGAUGAAUUCCAUCACGGAUCACGGCACAUGCUCGAUUGUCUUUGGCGUCGUCGGGCUAGCUAUCUCGUACAUCCUAUGCCUGCCGCGGACCGCCGCGAAAGUCUCCUACCUCUCCAUUGGAUCAUUUCUUAGUGUGUUCUCAGCCGUCAUGAUCGUGGUUGUCGCUGUGGGCGUUGAGCGCCCCUGGAAAGGAGGCAUCAAUGCUGUGGCUGACACUAACCUAUACCAUGCCUUUUUGGCCGUCUGCAACAUCGUCUUUUCAUUCUCCGGACACGUUGCCUUCUUUAGUUUUAUUGCCGAAUUGAAAGAUCCCAGAGAGUACCCCAAGUCUCUCUUCCUUCUCCAAGGCACCGACACAUGCUUGUAUAUUGUCAGUUCGGUUGUAAUUUACUACUACGCGGGGCCUGGCGUAACAUCGCCUGCGUUGGGUUCUGCUAGCCCUCUGAUUGGCAAAAUUGCAUAUGGGAUCGCCCUUCCAACAAUCAUCAUCGGCGGCGUUGUCAACGGCCACGUGGCCUGCAAGUACGUCUACGUCCGCAUCUUCCGUAAUAGCGAUCGUAUGCACAAGAAAGAUUUCAUUGCCGUCGGAUCUUGGGUUCUCAUCGGCUUCAUAACCUGGGUAGUGGCGUGGAUUAUCGCAUCCGCUAUUCCAGUCUUCAACAAUCUUUUGGGUCUUAUUGCCUCUCUGUUUGCCAGUUGGUUUACCUAUGGAUUCAGCGGCAUUUUCUGGCUCUACCUAAACUGGGAUCGACUGUUCUCGACGCCAACCAAGAUAUUCCUCACUAUUGUCAAUUUUGCGAUGAUUGGCAUUGCAGCUUGCAUUUGCGGCCUAGGUUUGUACGUCUCUGGCAAGGCUUUACAUGACAGCCCAAGCGGUUCGAGUUUUUCUUGUGCAAACAAUGCAUAAAGCGUUGUAAAUAGAUUUGACGUGAUUAUUUGGAGGAUAGGUAUAACAUUUUGUACUUUAUAUAUUCGUGUUUCUUGGCAUGGGCUGCUUUCGGGCAAGGGAU